AUGUCACCUCAGCUGCAAGAAGAACUUAUAGAAUUGACAACAAACGAAGAAACAAAAAUCAAGUUCAAAAAUGGAUAUCAAGAAUUUUGGCUACAAAAACCGAUCCCGCAAUUGUACCCUGGAUUGUGGUCAAUUGUUCAACGAUUCUUGAUAGCAUUCCCAUCGUCAUAUUUGUGUGAACUUGGAUUUAGUGCUGUGGCAACGCUGCUUACUAAAAAGAGAAAUCGUUUGCGUGUUACCGAACGUGGCGACUUGCGGCUGUUUUUCAGUAAAUUGGAACCUGAUAUCAACAAACUUAUUGAACAGCAUCAGAUUCAAACUUCACAUUAG
Messenger RNA from Colias croceus (clouded yellow), 330 nucleotides. Its product is annotated as SCAN domain-containing protein 3-like. The coding region runs from base 1 to 330 and encodes 109 amino acids. The transcript has a single exon. NCBI's taxonomy places the organism in Eukaryota, Metazoa, Arthropoda, Insecta, Lepidoptera, Pieridae. The record is from RefSeq and is a predicted model, not a curated record.